UCCAUUCCUAUUGACUUUCUAUCUUUCUAACGUUGUGUUUUCUCUCUUUCAUUUCUCACUCUUUCUCGGCCCUUCCGAUCCAAACGAGAUCCCUUUUGGUUCUGGGCCUGUGGCUGGAAGAAUCUUUUUCUCGUCGUCGCCAACGGUUUUUGUUUCCUGCACAUCGAAGGGGGGUUUUUUAUUUUUCUGCUUCUGAUCUUCCAGAACGGCUUUUGAUUAACGCGUAAGCGGUUUCGCGGCCGAUCUGUUGCUGUUCUUCUCAAGCGGUUUCGUUCGAUUCUUCUUUCCCCCCCUCCACCUUUGAGGAACUGUUUGCCGGUGGUCAAUAGGCGGUUCUCGGACCAAUCUGUUCGUACGCUGAUUUAUUCUUGCCGCUAAGAGGAUUUCGUUUGUUUGGACUUUGGAGGCGCUUUUGGCCUUAAAGAGGGGUUUUGCGUUAGAAUUUCAAGGAUCUAUUCUACGUCUAUCGAGCUGGAGGGAGAAAAUCAAGGAUUCUAUUGUGGUGAUUUCUGGUGUGAAGUUAUGGCUGCAGAGACACAGCCUGAAAAGCCUUGACUUAUUUUAUCAGCUCUGGAAGGAAUGAUGAAGAAUCUGCAAGUUGAUCCUUCUUCUAAACUCAGUGAUGCCUACCAGACUAUUCGGAAGGAUUGGAAUCCCUCUGAUGCAACAUCCUGCAUUUCCUCUGGAGAUGCACCAUGCAGUGUUAAGGAAAGCAAUGUGGAUCAUGAGUCUGUGACGGCGGAGCCAAGCAUGUAUUCUGGCAGCUACUAUGGAUACUACUACCCAGGAUAUGAUGUUUCUCUGAGAGAAUGGGAUGAUCAAGGAUGCUUUAUUGGCCCUGAUGGAUUGGAUAUUCAAUACCCUGCCAUUCAAGCUGAUAAUGGAUCUCUUGUCUACUACAUGCCAGGGUUUCAACCUGGUUACAUUCCUUACAACCCAUAUUUCCCUGGAGCUACAACUGGCAUUGAUGGACAGUAUUUUGGUCAACCACCAUACUUCCCAAGCCCUGUCUUUCCACAACCCAUUACUGCACCUGGAUAUUUCCUCGCUCCACUUUCUUAUAGAUCAGAAGUUGUGCCCUCAUACCUCUGGGAUCCUUCUGUUGUAGUUGAGGAUGGGGCUAAUGGCAAUGGCUAUGGUGGAGUUCCAUCAAUACAUGACUCCAAACAUAAUUUCUCUGCCCAGAGACACAACUUUGCUCCAUCUUUGAAAGCUCUGACUGCUUCUAAGUCUAGUAAUCCAUCAGAAGUGAAGGGCUCCUCACCAUCACCCGAUGUCUCAUCGGGCCCUUGCAUGCUCAACCAAUUGAAGCCUGCAAAUAAGGCAUCUCCAGUUCUGGCCAAGGGUUACUUCCCCAUUACCAAGUUUCCAUGUUCAAAUCAGGGAAAAGGUGGUUUGUUAUAUCCCAACAGCCCCGUUAAUUUGAAAGUAAAUGGCCGGGGUUGGGGUGGCAGUGAAAAGCUUAAAGGAAGAGGCAAGAUUAAUGGAAUUAGCGAUUUUGGAUUGCUAAAUGAACAGAAUUGUGGCCCAAGAACAACCAAUGCCAAAGGGGCUUUGAUGCUAGGUGCUGAUUUGGGUGUAUCUAUAGUAGCUGAUGAUGAUAAUGAUAGUAACUGCACAAGCGCCGUAGUCAGAAGGGAUCAAUACAACCUUCCCGAGCUCUCAACUGAAUAUGAUCUUGCUUUGUUUUUUGUGAUAAAAUCUUAUAGUGAAGAUGACAUUCAUAAGAGUAUCAAGUAUAAUGUAUGGGCAAGUACACCAAAUGGAAAUAAGAGGCUUGAUAAUGCUUAUCAAGAUGCACAGACAAGAAUGGCAGAGAAAGGCAGCAAGUGUCCAGUCUUUCUUUUCUUCUCGGUAAAUGCAAGUGGUCUGUUCUGUGGAGUAGCUGAGAUGAUUGGUCGAGUAGAUUUCAACAAGAACAUGGAUUUUUGGCAGCAAGACAAGUGGAACGGUUUUUUCCCGGUCAAGUGGCACAUCAUUAAAGAUGUCCCAAAUGCUCAGUUCCGGCACAUAAUACUUGAGAAUAAUGACAACAAGCCUGUAACUAACAGCAGGGACACACAGGAGGUUAAAUCUCCUCAAGGCAUUGAAAUGUUGAAUAUUUUUAAGAACCAUUCGUCAAAGACAUCAAUACUGGAUGACUUUGGUUUUUAUGAAGGUCGCCAGAAAGCAAUGCAAGAGAAGAGGGCUCGGCCACCAACACCCUGUUGGGAUCAUGUGCAGCAGAAACCUGAUGAAGUAAAGCAAGCAACCACGGGUCUUGAAGCGGUUGAGCUGAAUGCUGCCAAGAACAAUGAAGAAGAAGUUGGGGGGAGACAACAAAGUGAAGGAAUGAAGGAGUCUGGACGUGUAUGGAGGAGCAUGGUUUUCUGAGGAGCGGCGCAGGGGGUUGGGGAUUAAUAUCAAAGCAGGCUCGAAGGAUGAUAUGCCAAUGCACACCUGAAAUGGAAGAAGCCAAAUAGG
Telopea speciosissima is the source of this 2463-nucleotide messenger RNA. Its product is annotated as YTH domain-containing protein ECT4-like. Bases 580 to 2373 code for a protein of 597 amino acids. Gene Ontology annotation, cellular component: cytoplasm. Lineage: Eukaryota; Viridiplantae; Streptophyta; Magnoliopsida; Proteales; Proteaceae. The record is from RefSeq and is a predicted model, not a curated record. The transcript has 9 exons. Gene Ontology annotation, molecular function: mRNA binding. Gene Ontology annotation, biological process: mRNA destabilization.